Molecule: messenger RNA, 2373 nt
Organism: Salvelinus fontinalis (brook trout)
Lineage: Eukaryota; Metazoa; Chordata; Actinopteri; Salmoniformes; Salmonidae
Source: RefSeq, a predicted model, not a curated record
AUUAGAUUGUCAAAAUAACACAACAUCUGGACAGAUGAUGACUUAAAACGGGGGGGGAUACAAAUCACCAACAAUGGCCAAUACAGGUGUGUGCUGUGCCAGCCUGGAGAAGCCCAAGGCCCUGAUGAAGAUGGGCCUGAGUAUGGUGCUUGUAGGACACGUCAACUUCCUGCUGGGGGCGCUAGUCCACGGGGCUGUGCUGCGACACAUCAACCUGAACACACGAGCACGCACCGUGGCGUACUCCAUAUCUAACGUAGUGGCACUCACAACAGGACUAGUGGGUGUUGUUGUAGGAAUCCUGGCCAUCAUCCUGUCUAAUAACAAGAAGAGCAGAGUGCUGAGCAUGACGCUGAUCCUGUGGGUUCCUCUGAUCGUGACCUGUAUUGUCCAGCUGGUUUUCUCAGCGCGGUGUUUCUCUGUGUGUGUAUCGUUCCUGGGUCUACCCUGCCUCCCUCACAAGAUCAGGCUCAGGGACCACGGUAGAGCGAUGAACACGGUAGUACCCGCAGAGCCGCCCUCUCUCACUAGCUCAGUACCUCCCCUUCAUCUACACCUUCUUCAGUUGGACCCGUCUCAUCUCAAGUCCCAGCGGCAGCCUCUUCCUCCUCCUCCUCUUCAUCACUCUAACCCGUCUCAUCUCAAGUCCCAGCGGCAGCCUCUUCCUCCUCCUCCUCUUCAUCACUCGGACCCGUCUCAUCUCAAGUCCCAGCGGCAGCCUCUUCCUCCUCCUCCUCCUCUUCUUCAGUCGGUCCCGUCUCAUCUCAAGUCCCAGCGGCAGCCUCUUCCUCCUCCUCCUCCUCGUCUUUAUCACUCGGACCCGUCUCAUCUCAAGUUCCAGCGGCAGCCUCUUCCUCCUCCUCCUCCUCUUCUUCAGUCGGUCCCGUCUCAUCUCAAGUCCCAGCGGCAGCCUCUUCCUCCUCCUCCUCCUCGUCUUCAUCACUCGAACCCGUCUCAUCUCAAGUCCCAGCGGCAGCCUCUUCCUCCUCCCCGUCUUCAUCACACGAACCCGUCUCAUCUCAAGUCCCAGCGGCAGCCUCUUCCUCCUCCUCUUCAUCACUCGGACCCGUCUCAUCUCAAGUCCCAGCGGAAGCCUCUUCCUCCUCCUCCUCCUCUUCAUCACUCGGACCCGUCUCAUCUCAAGUCCCAGCGGCAGCCUCUUCCUCCUCCUCUUCAUCACUCGGACCCGUCUCAUCUCAAGUCCCAGCGGCAGCCUCUUCCUCCUCCUCCUCUUCGUCACUCGGGCCCGUCUCAUCUCAAGUCCCAGCGGCAUCCUCUUUGUCCUCCUCUUCAUCACUCGUAUCCGUCUCAUCUCAAGUUCCAGCGGCAGCCUCUUCGUCCUCAGCAUCAGAAUCAGAGAGGAAGGUCAGGCAGGUGGUCUGAAGGGAGGCAGCUGGUUCCCCCAGAGGGACAUGAGCUGCUGGAACAAGGUUCCCAACAGAGAUCCAGCUUCUGGAUAUAAUGAUGAUGACGAUGGACACCCAGAUACGGCUCCAUAGAGCGUCUAUAUGAUCCCUAACCCAGAUACGGCUCCAUACCCCGUAAAUAAAAUCCCUAACCCAGAUACAGCUCCAUACCCCGUCUAUAUAAUCCCUAACCCAGAUACGGCUUUAUACACCGUCUAUAUGAUCCCUAACCCAGAUACGGCUCCAUAGCCCGUCUAUAUAAUCCCUAACCCAGAUACGGCUCCAAACCCCGUCUAUAUAAUCCCUAACCCAGAUACGGCUUUAUACACCGUCUAUAUGAUCCCUAACCCAGAUACGGCUCCAUAGCCCGUCUAUAUAAUCCCUAACCCAGAUACGGCUUUAUACACCGUCUAUAUAAUCCCUAACCCAGAUACGGCUCCAAACCCCGUCUAUAUGAUCCCUAACCCAGAUACGGCUCCAUACCCCGUCUAUAUAAUCCCUAACCCAGAUACGGCUUUAUACCCCGUCUAUAUAAUCCCUAACCCAGAUACGGCUCCAUACCCCGUCUAUAUAAUCCCUAACCCAGAUACGGCUCCAUAGCCCGUCUAUAUAAUCCCUAACCCAGAUACGGCUCCAUAGCCCGUCUAUAUAAUCCCUAACCCAGAUACGGCUUUAUACCCCGUCUAUAUAAUCCCUAACCCAGAUACUGCUCCAUUCCCCGUCUAUAUAAUCCCUAACCCAGAUACGGAUCCAUACCCCGUCUAUAUAAUCCCUAACCCAGAUACGGAUCCAUACCCCGUCUAUAUAAUCCCUAACCCAGAUACCAGAAUUUUGACUUCGACACCAGGUUGAGUAUCACGAUACUCGAUUGAAAAAACUGAUACCACAACAAAACAAAGAAGGCAUAUUAGUCAAAGUUACAGAAUGACACUUGAGCGAGACAAAUAAACUCAGCAACUGCUCUGUU